Molecule: messenger RNA, 942 nt
Organism: Dentiscutata heterogama
Lineage: Eukaryota; Fungi; Glomeromycota; Glomeromycetes; Diversisporales; Gigasporaceae
Source: the annotation of a GenBank genome assembly
AUGGGGACUUGUAUCAGUAAAAUAUGGUUGAAUAAACCUCUUCCUAAACCCGAAGAAAUUAUGUCAACGCCUAAUAAUUCAACAAACUCUUAUGAUCAUUUUCGUUUUUCUGAGGGUAGAAGAUAUCAUAACGUAGGAAAUGCUGUAUAUUUCUUACCUAACGAUGACGAUGAAUGCGAUAGAUUGCAUUUACAGCAUAUUAUGGAAAGAUUUAUUUGGCAAAGUAACUUUUUUUCUCCAGUUGAAGAUCUCCUUAACCAAGAUGGAACAAUGGUUCUCGAUUCGGGAACAGGUGCUGGUUCUUGGCCGCUCGAAAUGGCAGUUAACUAUCCAAAAUCUAAAUUUAUCGGAAUUGAUAUUUCUCCAGUUCAGUCUAAAGAAAAUAAGCCUCCUAAUGUUGAAUUUAUUAAGGCAAACGUAUUAGAACGUUUACCUUUUGAUGAUAAUACUUUUGAUUUUAUAUUUCAGCGAUUUUUGACCGCCGGAAUUCCCACAGAUAAAUGGCCAUCAGUAAUUAAUGAACUGGUUCGCAUAUUAAAGCCCGGUGGUUACUUGGAGUUAGCAGAAAAUGACAUUCAUUAUAUCUCUAUGGGUCCUGCUUCAGAAAAACUUAUUGAAGGCUUAUCAAUUCUACUUCAUGAACGUGGCUUAGAUCCAACUGCAUGUUAUAAAAUACAAAAAUAUUUGGAAGAAAAUGACCAACUUCAUAAUGUUAAUUGCGAAGAAAAGAAAUGUGUAGAUGAUCAAGAUGCCAUCAGAGUGUACAAAUUGCUCGGUGAAGAUUAUUCUACUGCUAUGGCAAAUAUGAAACCUGUGCUAAUACAUAUAGUUAACGUUUCUAAUGAUGAAUAUGACCGUUUAGUUAAAGAGUUUGAAAAAGAAACAAUAGAAUUAGAAUCCUUUACUCCGCACAUACGUGCUUAUGCUCAAAAAAAAUUUUGA